UUUUUAUAGUAUAUUUUUGUUACUGAUAAAAUGAAUAGGCCAUUGCUAUCGCUUUAAUGUUUAUUUAUGACGUUCCAGCGACUUGCGAGGGCCGACUUUGUCUUAGGGGUAAAUCUACGGUUUACACAAGUCGAUAAUUUUCUAAAAUAACACAAAAUCUAAUGAAGAAUUAAUUAAACCAAAAUGGCUAACAAAGGUGGUCCUGAAACUGAAGAACAAACCAGAUUAAGAUUUCAAGUAGAACUUGAAUUUGUUCAAUGCUUAGCUAAUCCAAAUUAUUUAAAUUUUUUAGCUCAACGUGGUUAUUUCAAGGAUCAGUCUUUUAUUAAUUAUUUAAAAUAUUUAUUGUAUUGGAAAGAACCAGAUUAUGCAAAGUUUAUUAAGUAUCCCAUGUGUUUAUAUUUUUUAGAUCUCUUACAACAUGAACCAUUUAGAAAAGAAAUCGCUACUGCUAUUUGUUCGAAAUUUAUUGAUGAUCAGUUGUUAUUGAUUUGGCAACAUUACACUAGACGGAGAACAAAAUUGAUUCAUACUGCAUAUGAGCACAACAUGAAUAUGAUGAAUAAAUCUGGUGCAUCAAAUAUUGGACAAGCACAAACUAAUGGCACAAAUGGAAUCAUGCCAGCGUCAAUGCCCAUUCCUAAAGUUAUGCCUCCCUAAUUUAUUAUUAUUUAUAAUUUAAGGUUAUUUUAUAUAACUUAUCCAUUAUGUUGUAUCGUUCUAAUUUCCCACGUAUUAAAUGUUCAUUACAUUAAUAGUACUGUGAAAAUGUAAUUAUAAAUUGUUUAUCUAAAAAUGACUUUAAGAAGUAUUAUAUUUUAUUUUAUUUUCAAUAAUAUAAUUUCACAUUACCCAAAUUAAUUUGAAAAAAAAACAAGACUCCAAAAUAUGCAGUUGUGCACUUGAUUGUAUUUUAGAAGUAUAAAAUAUAUUAUGUUUGAUAACCAAAAUAAAAAAUGUAAUUUAUUAAAUUAAAUUAAAUUCUGAUUGAAAUUAUAAUAAAGAUAUUUCUUAUA
Rhopalosiphum maidis (corn leaf aphid) is the source of this 1016-nucleotide messenger RNA. RefSeq names its product mediator of RNA polymerase II transcription subunit 31 (gene MED31). Gene Ontology annotation, molecular function: transcription coregulator activity. The transcript is spliced from 4 exons. Gene Ontology annotation, cellular component: core mediator complex; mediator complex. Bases 184 to 660 code for a protein of 158 amino acids. The record is from RefSeq and is a predicted model, not a curated record. NCBI's taxonomy places the organism in Eukaryota, Metazoa, Arthropoda, Insecta, Hemiptera, Aphididae. Gene Ontology annotation, biological process: regulation of transcription by RNA polymerase II.